AUGACGUUUUCAGCGUUCUAUAGAUCCUCCUUGAGGCCUCUCUCCGGCGUUCCCCUGCGGACACAGCUUAAUACGCGUCGCGCCCUUCAUCUCGCACCACCUUGGUUGCUCGACGAUUACAUCCCGCGCUACCACCUUAUAUCCUCGCUCGACGCAGCUAAGAAGCGCUCACUCGCAUACGCACAUCUUCGAGAAUGCAACCUCUGCCCGCGUCUCUGCGGUGUCAAUCGUUACAAGACGACGGGCGUCUGUCUGAUCGGAGCAGAGAAGGUCAAAGUGAACACCAUCGCGCCGCAUUUUGGAGAAGAACCCUGCCUGCAGGGACAUAAUGGAUCGGGAAGCGUGUUUUUCUCGGGGUGUAAUCUGAGAUGCGUUUUCUGCCAGAAUCACGAUAUUGCGCAUCAGCGGAAUGGGUUUGAUCUGACACCGGAGGAGCUGGCGGGGUGGUAUAUGAAGUUGCAGGAAGUUGGGAGAUGUCACAAUAUCAAUCUCGUCACUCCAGAGCACGUCGUGCCCCAAGUCGUCCUCUCGAUCCUCCAUGCGCGCGAACUUGGCCUUCGUCUCCCGAUCGUCUACAAUACUUCGUCGUUCGACAGUCUUGAGAGCUUGGAACUAUUAGAUGGCUUAGUGGAUAUAUACCUGCCAGAUUUCAAGGUGUGGAGCGAUAAGACAAGCAAGCGCUUGCUCAAGGCGGAUAAUUACACUGCCACCGCGAUGGAGAGCAUCAAGGCCAUGCAUGCUCAGGUGGGGGAUCUCUGCUUCACAGGUGACGGCAUAGCAAAGAAGGGUGUGUUGGUGCGACACCUUGUCAUGCCGGGCAAGGAAGACGAGGGCAAAGAGAUCGUGCGCUGGCUGGCUGAGAAUGUUUCUAAAGACAUAAUGGUGCACAUCAUGGAGCAGUAUUUCCCUCGUGCCCACGUCGGGAAGCCGCGCAGGGGAGGCAAGGACCCUGAGGUGGUCGAGCCCGGAGGCGUGCCUGCCACGGAAGGCGCAAAGACCCAGGUGCGGUACGCAGACAUCAAUCGCCCGGUCGAUCUGAAAGAGGUGGCAUCUGUGACCCAGGCUGCGAAAGACGCUGGCUUGUGGAGGUUCGUUGAAGCGGCGAGACACGGCGGCUUCAACAUAUGA
This is a messenger RNA of Didymosphaeria variabile, 1128 nucleotides long. RefSeq lists its product as uncharacterized. The coding region runs from base 1 to 1128 and encodes 375 amino acids. The transcript has 2 exons. Gene Ontology annotation, molecular function: iron-sulfur cluster binding; catalytic activity. NCBI's taxonomy places the organism in Eukaryota, Fungi, Ascomycota, Dothideomycetes, Pleosporales, Didymosphaeriaceae. The record is from RefSeq and is a predicted model, not a curated record.